Molecule: messenger RNA, 1599 nt
Organism: Chrysoperla carnea
Lineage: Eukaryota; Metazoa; Arthropoda; Insecta; Neuroptera; Chrysopidae
Exons: 6
Coding region: 179-1588 (469 amino acids)
Source: RefSeq, a predicted model, not a curated record
UGUACCUUUAAUAAAUCAAAGAACAAACAAAAUUUAAGUAUGGAAGCUGUGAUGGAAGUGUUUAUAAACUGAAAGUAUACUUUUCUUGAGUUAAGAAAAACUUUGAAAUAAAUAUUUAUAAACAAAAUCUCUUGAAUAAAAAAAAAUCUCGUAACAGUAUUAAAAGUUUAUAUUCAGUAUGGAUAUCACGGAAACUAUGAAAAAUGUAUUAGCGAAAAGUUUACAGCAAACAGCUGUAAACGAUGUUACAAAUCAAUCGAAUAUAGGUUUCCCGGGAUCUGGUUAUGUUACAGAAAAAUUAUAUAUGCUUUUACAAUUAUACUUACAAAAUAAAGGAUGGAAUCCUUCCGUAGAGUUACUACAAUGUUUUACAGAAUUAAAAGAAGCAUCGAUGCUUCCUAGUGCUGCUUAUUUACAAAUGAUGGCAUCUCGAGUUGCGUUAGAUACUCAAGGUAGAUUAGUUCUUCGUGAAAAUGGUAAAAUUAUAUUACCAUAUGAACAUUUUGCAAAUGCUGUUAUGCUUAAACAUAUGGCUGGUCCCCAUGGACUUCAUUUGGGACUGGAGGGUACAGUAAGAGCUGUAAUGGAAUCUUAUACAAUAGGUCGAGAACAAUUUGGUAUGGAAAAAGAAUUUAUCGUGGAAGUUGUUCAAAAUUGUCCGAAUGCUGCAUGCCGAUACUACAAAAAUCAAAUGGAUCUGACUCAAAAAACAAUACAACAUUUAACUCAAACGGCACCUACAUAUAUUUCAGACGGACAAACAAGUAACAGUGAUUCACAGUUUCCUAUGCCGAUACCACCGCCUAAUUUAGGUACACAUCUCGGUAUGGGUCCAGUGGAUUUAACAGAGACAAGUAGUAGCACAAAAAUGGAACGUCCUAAAUCGGUUGCUCCACAACCCCAACCAAGUCAACAACAAAUUACAGCCGCAAUAAUUCAACAACAGAAUCGUGUUAUUGCUCAACAGAAUUUAGAGAAACAACGUCAUCAGUUACAUCAACAACAGUUGCAGGAUAUUACAAAACAGGUGCAGGCAGCUCAGCAAGCUCAACAAGCUCAGCAACAGCAAGCUCAGCAGCAACAACAGCAACAUCAACAAGCGCAACAACAGCAAAAGAAUCAACAUUUUGAAUUACCUGUUAUGGAUCAUAAACUAACUGAUUUCUUACGAGCAAAUUUGGAAAAUUUAGAAGGUUUAUCAUCAGCCAACAAAGAUCUACUAGCAUUACAUAAUGGUGCAUGGGCAGCCGGUGCAAAUGCAAACGGUGGGGGUAACGGUCCUGUGGACGAUAAACGUAACGUCAACACAAGUAAUAAUACAUCGGUUGGCGAAGGUGGCCAAGAAAAAAUCGUACGUGCAUUUGCCGAGGUUAUGAAGAAUAUGGCACGUAUGAAAACUUACGUUCGACCAUCAAUGUGUAAACCAUAUGGUAAACAAUCUGAAGCGUUACAGAAAACAUUAGUUGAUACAAUUCAGCUAGUACAAUCGUUACGUAGUUUUUUACCACCGCCACAUAUUCAAGUUAGUUCAUGGAAGAAUGAGGAUAAACAUCGUGUUGCGAAAAAUAAUUGUGCCGCAUCAGAGUAAAUUACUUGGAA